AUGCUUAACCAGCCAUUGCUCUGCUCUUCAAGAACCACCGCUCAACCAACACUCCUAGCUUCGAUUUUCUCCGGCACCGGCAACUAUCCCGGACGCACUUCACUUGCCGGAAAUUUCUCUCGCCGUGAUAUCCGGUUGGAGUUUAGUAUGCAAGCAUCUGGAAGCAAGUCGAGUAAUAGUGGCCGUGGAAGCUUUAGUGAGACAAGAGAAGGCUUGACAACUAAUGCUAAUGCUUAUGGGCGUGCUCAAGGAGAGGUGCAUAAGGACAAAGCUUUCAAAGUGAUGGAGGCCAGACCAUCGUGGGAAAUUUCUCCAGGCCAAACAUUUCCGUUGGGUGUAUCACAAGUCGACAACGGGAUCAACUUUGCUAUUUUUUCACAACAUGCGACUGCUGUCACACUUUGUUUGGUCCUUCCUAAAAGGGAAAGCAUUGACACACUGGAUGGUGGUAUGAUAGAACUGGCUUUGGACCCUCAUUUAAACAAAACAGGGGACAUUUGGCACAUAUGUAUUGAGGAUCUUCCUAGGAGCAAUGUUCUGUAUGGGUAUCGGAUAGAUGGAUCUCAAGACUGGGGUAAGGGGCAUCGAUAUGACAGAAGCAUUGUGCUUGUUGAUCCUUAUGCAAAACUAGUUGAAGGUCGGAGAUAUUUUGGGGAUACUAGCAAGAAGUUGUCUAAGUUUCUGGGCACAUAUGAUUUUGACAGCUUGCCUUUUGACUGGGGACAGAAUUAUAAGCUUCCAAAUAUUGCUGAGAAAGAUCUUGUUAUAUAUGAAAUGAAUGUCCGUGCAUUUACAAUGGAUGAAUCUAGUGGGUUGGAUAACAAUAUUCGUGGAAGCUAUCUUGGCGUGAUUGAGAAGAUCCCACAUCUUCUAGAGCUUGGUAUCAAUGCAGUGGAGUUGCUGCCUAUCUUUGAGUUUGAUGAGUUGGAAUUGCAGAGGCGUCCAAAUCCUAGAGAUCACAUGAUUAAUACGUGGGGUUAUUCAACAAUAAAUUUCUUUGCUCCUAUGAGUCGCUAUGCUAGUGCUGGAGGAGGACCAGCUAAUGCUUCCCAAGAGUUCAAGCAAAUGGUUAAAGCCUUGCAUUCUGCUAACAUAGAGGUUAUUUUGGAUGUUGUCUACAAUCAUACUAAUGAGGCUGAUGACCCCAAUCCUUACACUACUUCAUUUCGUGGCAUAGAUAAUAAGGUUUAUUACAUGCUGGACGACAAAGGACAAUUGCUGAACUUUUCUGGCUGUGGAAAUACAUUGAAUUGUAACCAUCCUGUGGUCAUGGAGCUAAUUCUUGACAGCCUAAGACAUUGGGUCACUGAGUAUCAUGUUGAUGGAUUUCGAUUUGAUCUUGCAAGUAUAUUGUGUCGAGGAACUGAUGGUUCACCCCUCAAUGCUCCUCCACUCAUCAGGGCCAUUGCUAAGGAUGCAGUCUUGUCAAGAUGUAAAAUUAUUGCAGAGCCUUGGGACUGUGGUGGUCUCUAUCUUGUUGGAAGUUUUCCUAAUUGGGAUCGAUGGGCUGAAUGGAAUGGGAAAUAUCGCGAUGACGUACGGAAAUUUAUCAAGGGUGAUUCCGGUACCAAGGGGAGCUUUGCAACUCGUGUUUCUGGAUCUUCUGAUCUUUACAGAGUGAACAAGCGCAGACCAUACCAUGGUAUUAAUUUUGUUAUUGCACAUGAUGGAUUCAGUUUGUAUGAUCUUGUUUCAUACAACUUCAAGCACAAUGAAGCUAAUGGGGAAGGUGGAAAUGAUGGAUGCAAUGAUAACUUUAGUUGGAAUUGUGGUUUUGAAGGUGAAACUGAUGAUACUAGUAUAAGAGCUUUGCGGUCGAGGCAAAUGAAGAACUUUCAUUUGGCAUUAAUGGUUUCUCAGGGAACACCAAUGAUGCUAAUGGGGGAUGAAUAUGGCCAUACUCGCUAUGGAAAUAACAAUAGUUAUGGACAUGAUUCUGCCAUUAAUUUUUUCCUGUGGGAUCAGUUGGAUGCAAGGAAGGGUGAUCACUUUAGGUUUUUCUCCAAUGUGAUAAAGUACCGGCAUGGACAUAAAAUAUUCAGUCAUGAAAAUUUUCUCAGUGAGAAUGAAAUAACAUGGCAUGAAGACAAUUGGGACAAUUAUGAAAGCAAAUUUCUUGCAUUUACGCUUCAUGACAAAAGUGGGGGAGACGUCUAUUUAGCUUUUAAUGCUCAUGACUACUUUUUGAAAGUUCUGCUUCCCGCACCCCCAACAAAGAGAAGGUGGUAUCGCGUGGUGGACACUAAUCUUGAAUCUCCUGAUGACUUGGUCCUUGAUGGUGUUCCCGGCAUAGGAAAAACGUACAGUAUAGCUCCAUACUCCUCCAUUCUUCUGGAGGCAAAGUUUUGA
Messenger RNA from Lathyrus sativus (Indian pea), 2349 nucleotides. The record is from the annotation of a GenBank genome assembly. NCBI's taxonomy places the organism in Eukaryota, Viridiplantae, Streptophyta, Magnoliopsida, Fabales, Fabaceae.